This is a messenger RNA of Alnus glutinosa, 978 nucleotides long. RefSeq lists its product as uncharacterized. The transcript has 7 exons. The record is from RefSeq and is a predicted model, not a curated record. The coding region runs from base 125 to 850 and encodes 241 amino acids. Lineage: Eukaryota; Viridiplantae; Streptophyta; Magnoliopsida; Fagales; Betulaceae.
AAAAAAAAUCCUCCACGAGGCUUUGGAAAAUUGGAAUCGGAAGCCCAGCGUUAUCAAUUCCGAGCAUAUUAAUUAGGCGUAUCCCACGGUUUGGUUCUCUCCAGCUGUUGCAGUGACCAACUUUAUGAGAGCGCUGGAGACAGCAGACUAUUUCUCACAGGCCCACUAUGUUUGGUAUUUCCUACGGAGAGCUCUUCCUCUUGGUCGGUGCCACCGCUGCUCUCGCCCAAAGGAUCUUCCACUUAUUGCUAGAACCGCGGGAAGGUUAGCGGGUCGAGCAAUCGGGUACGUUCAAUUAGCUCGUGGGCAAUUCGAGAAUGUUAUGCAGCAGUCUCAAGCUCGCCAGGUUCACAAAGAACUUCAAGAUACAAUGGCACAACUAGAGGCUAUUCGUUAUGAAAUUCGAAGUAUCUCUCUCAUUAAUCCCGGUCCUUUGACCCGAAGGCUGAUGGACAAUCCUGAAGAUCCUGCUCCUAACAGAAAUUUUGGCGACAGUUUGUCUGAGAAGUGUGAAGAAGAGCAGAAGCCAACAAAUGCUGCGAUGAAGGAUUUUAGUUUGAAAGCCUUAGGUCCAGUUGAUUUGCAUAGCCAAGCAACUGCAUAUGCCAGAUUGGCUGAAUCUGAAGCCAUAAAGACUGGUUCAUUGGAGAGCAGUACAGAAAAAGAGAACCUUAAUGAUGAAGCUAGUCUCUUCACCAUCCUUCCAGUUUCAGCUGAAAGCACUGGGAUGCUACCAGAAAGAAAGGGAAGUGCAAAAGGAGCAGACAUUGUUUUGGAAGCAGUAGUUGAAGCAGAGGUAGCACGUAAUGCAAAAGAUUUCUUUUCACAGCCCCAAAAUCAAAUACAGUGAAUAGGUAGGUAGUUGUGCCUUACUGUGAAUGUUUUGCUUGCUGUCACUGGCUCUAAUGAGAAAGUUGCUCGUUCAUUGUAUAAAACCUAUAUAUAAACCCACCUUAUGCAAGUCAUUAGUGUUGUUAA